Molecule: messenger RNA, 396 nt
Organism: Paramecium sonneborni
Lineage: Eukaryota; Ciliophora; Oligohymenophorea; Peniculida; Parameciidae
Source: the annotation of a GenBank genome assembly
AUGAAAAUAGAAAUUCAGUAAAUGAGAUUCUAAAAAUUUAAUCCUAUUGGAAUUGUAAGAAUUUAUUAAAAUGAAAAAAUAAUUGAAUAUCAGAUUGAUAUAUCUAAAUGUCUGAGAUUAAAUGAUUUAAUCUAUAUGAUUGUAUAUAUAUUAUAUAUUAAGUUUUAUUUGACUUAUAAUUUGCAAGAAUCUUUUUAGAAUAACUUUUAACUAUAUUUCUUAAUUUAAUAAGAAAAUUCAUAACAUUACAAAGAUAAAUAUAAAAUUGAUCAUUAAUAUCUAGAUUAUAAUAGAAUUUGGUUAAUUUUUUAAGAUUCAAUAAAAGAUUCAAUGUUUAUAAUACUUAAAUUGAGUAUUCAAUUGCAUUUACUUGGAUAUUUAAUGUUAAUUAUAUGA